Penicillium oxalicum is the source of this 2541-nucleotide messenger RNA. RefSeq lists its product as uncharacterized. The transcript has 2 exons. Bases 1 to 2541 code for a protein of 846 amino acids. The record is from RefSeq and is a predicted model, not a curated record. NCBI's taxonomy places the organism in Eukaryota, Fungi, Ascomycota, Eurotiomycetes, Eurotiales, Aspergillaceae.
AUGCCCCUUUUCAGGAGCAAAAAGGCCAAAUCCUCACCGCGACCAUCCAUCUCCUCUCCUCCGUCGCAACCACCGCAACUCCAGCAGUAUCCUCCAAGCUCCGGCGACCAACUGGUGCACCCCGCGUUUAGUGCUCCACCGGACCCCAUUCACCCGCUCAUCAACAGCAACAGGAGCAACAACAACAACAGCAAUCCUCACAUCGGCCCGGUCAAUCACCGCUACUACACCGACUAUCGUCAAUCGGACGGUGAUCGUCCCCUCUACGACGGGCCGGAGCGCUCCUCGACGGACGAGCUUCCCCCUCCAUUCCCAGGUGCGUCGUCGUCGCAGCAUCAGUCUGAACCACGGGUCCGACCUUCGUCACUGCACCGCUCGCAGAGCUACCGUCAGCCCCACCUCCGGCAUCCCGACCCUCCCCAUUCACAAACACAACAACGCCAGCACGACCGAUCGACGAUCGCCUUGAUCGCAAACGAGAAAGAGAACUCGCAACCUCGCCGGCCCAGGAAGAAUUUUCUCGGACGUCCGGCCUCCGGACUGGUGGAACGCAGAUUGUCCGUCAAGGGCAAACCCUUCUCGCACUCGACCUCGCAACCGUCGUCGCCGCAGGUCGCGUCGCCGCCAGGGCUGGGCCCGACCGAGGACGAACCCUACAGUCACCGACCGAGUCAGUCAAGCAAUUCCUCCUCGACAUCUCAAAAGGCUUCGUGCGGAUCACGGGUGUCAUCGUUGCCUUUGCAACAGCAACGGUAUCAGCCAUCCCAGCGUGACCCGUUGGAACCCUCGCGGCAGCCAGCGUUCCUGGGCCGAUCGCAACCUGUACUUCGGCCGCCAGCCUCAGCGCAAUUGCAAUCUCAGGGGCAGACACCCUCUCCCUCGCAAGACAUCACGCUAGAGGAAGCGCUGAAACUACCCCCUCCGCCUCCAUUGAUCUCUUCCAGGCGAACCAACACCGAUCCGGUCUUGGGCCAUCGAACAAGCGGGCGCGCAGUGGGAACCGACACAUCCCCAGCUCCCGGGUCACUCUCGCAGGAUCAAGAACGACGGAAUCGCCGAGGAAACCAACUUCUCUCACGGGCACCGCAGCAGGACCUGGUACAACCCUCCCGGACCCCAUCCCAGCACACCUUGGAGUCUUCUUCCCGCGGCAGUCUACAAAGUCAUCCUGACGCCAUGCAGCAGGCAGCAUCAAAGUCACCACAGCCCCCAGCCCAGCUUAACCACUCCACUCCGCAGAGCCAAUCUCAUCCGCCGCAAUCGCAAGAGAGUCAAGGAUCGCCAUCCGCUCACGAGCCGCACUCGGACGACUCACACCGCCAGAGUAGUCAGCCUCACACCAUGGCGGACACGGCGACAUUCACCCCGGUGGGCCAUCGAGGGGCCGACGACAUGAGUGAGAUUGACGUGCGCGCAUUAUUGCAGAAACAUGAAGAGCUGCAAACGAAAUAUUCCAAGGUGAAGCGAUACUACUUUGACAAGGAAGCUCAGGUGCAGCAUCUCCAGAACACCGUCGCACAUCAACGGAUGGCGGUCUCCCGGACGGUCCUGGACGACAACGAGUAUGCGAAUCGAUUUAUCCGCUUGGACGGGGCCAUCAAAGAUUUGGCCUUCUCGGUUCGGAAAGAUUGGCGGACCGUUCCUGGGUGGCUGCAUGGACUGGUCACGGAAGAGACCACCGCCAAAGAGAUGACGGCGGCAGGUCGCGCCGUGAUCAGUCGGUGGUUGGUGGAAGAAGUCUUUCACCGUCAUUUCCACCCCCGACUGGACCCAGCGCUGAGUAUUCAGUUGAAAAGCAUCGAGAUGAACCUACGCCGGCAGCAAGUGCGACCGCCUACGGAGGAGGAACGAGAAAAUGUGCUGGUCCGGAUCUCCAACUGGCGACGCACGACGUUUGACGGACUGGGUGACGUCCUCUCCACGCCAGCGGCGCAAAAGCAUCGUGACGGGCUGGUGGAUUACUUGACGGCGGAUCUGGCUGGGUUCCUCAGCAGCCAGUUGCACGAAUCUGCCCAGCCGGGCCUGGAAGCAGGGGUGCGCAUGAUCAUCGAGAAUACCCUCAACAUCACGGAGAAGAUCCCGCUGGAAGCUCGGGAUGUCUCUGUAGAAUACUUCCUCCCCCAUAGCUCGUUCGAUGAAGCAUACAUGAAGACGGAAGGUGUGCUGCCUCCGCUCAAGCAUCAACCGUCUCCGCCACCACCUGCUACCCCCGCCGACGUGGACGGUGAGGAGGGGGGCGCCCCCGAGGGUAGUAGCGAAGCAUCCUUGGCGUCGAGUUCUCUGAGUGCUGGGGAUGCCGGAUCAGCGCCCCCACAGAAGACUCCCCGGAAAUCGGUGUUUGGAGCACUCAUGGGUCGUCGACCCUUGGGCCCUGCAUCGGGCCGAUCCCCCGCGGGCGCAGUGCAUGAAGAGAAACUCCCGCCGGUGGACGACCGUGAGAAUGCCUCUCGGAUCCGAUUUGCCUCGUUCCUGGCCGUUGAAGUUCGUGGAAAGGGCACCCCCGUCGUCUUGGUGAAAGCUCCCGUCUGGCUGCUUGCGUGA